This is a messenger RNA of Arabis nemorensis, 591 nucleotides long. The record is from the annotation of a GenBank genome assembly. NCBI's taxonomy places the organism in Eukaryota, Viridiplantae, Streptophyta, Magnoliopsida, Brassicales, Brassicaceae.
AUGGAAAUCGAGGAAGAACGCAGAAGAUUCUAUGAUACUAAGACAUUCGUCUACUGGGACAUAGAGGAUUACCCUCUCCCUGAGGGUUACACGGUUGAUUCGUUUUAUGAAAAUGUCAAAUCAUCUAUCAAGAACCAAGGUUAUGGUGACGUUCGAAUCCUAGCUUAUGGAGAUAGAAAACAUUCUUCUCGUUCAGUGCAUGUUGAGUCUCUACAUCCCAAAAUCCCACUGUUUCGACUAGGAUGUAGAUAUGGGAGACAUACUAACAUAUUACUGAGCAUGCUUUCAAAUGCACGUAUGGAUGUUCUUCGCCCGAGGACUAAACUAAAUUUCAUGUUGAUUAUAAAAGACAUGCCUGAGGAAGACGAGACGGAGGUUGUAAGCAUUGUUCGGUUUUUGAGAAGGAGACAUUACGAUGUUUUCUUAGUAGUGGCUGAUGAAGACGACCACGACCAAUCAGAGGUCCCGUUAUGGCGUUGGAAAAGCCUAUUAAAUGGAGGAGGACCUAUAAGCCCUGUCACAAGUGAAGAGGAUGACGAUGAUACUAGUGACGACGAGGGAAGGUCGCGUAAACGUUACAAGGGUAAUUGA